Mycosarcoma maydis (corn smut) is the source of this 1665-nucleotide messenger RNA. RefSeq lists its product as uncharacterized. Bases 1 to 1665 code for a protein of 554 amino acids. The transcript has a single exon. Gene Ontology annotation, molecular function: flavin adenine dinucleotide binding; 2 iron, 2 sulfur cluster binding; oxidoreductase activity, acting on NAD(P)H. Gene Ontology annotation, cellular component: cytoplasm. The record is from RefSeq and is a predicted model, not a curated record. Lineage: Eukaryota; Fungi; Basidiomycota; Ustilaginomycetes; Ustilaginales.
AUGUCCGAACAACGCAUCCGUGUCGGGUCCGCCAACGAUGUGGCUCAGGGCAAAAUGAAAGAGUUUACGUUUUCCGGUGAAGGAGACGAUGCGGUCAAGGUUCUCGUCUCUAACGUCAAGGGCCAGCUUCACGCCACCUCUUCCAAGUGUACCCACUACGGUGCCCCCCUCGUCAACGGUGUACUGACCGGGGAUGGUCGCAUCAUUUGCCCCUGGCAUGGCGCCUGUUUUCACGCCAAGGACGGCGAGAUCGAGGAUGCACCUGCUCUCGACAGCCUGCUCAGCCUCAAGCUGGAAGUCGAAGACGGCGACCUUUUCGUGACUGCCGACCCGGAAAAACUCAAGGGCAAGCCUGGUAUUGCUCCCAGCUGCAAGGGCGGUGCUCAGAGUGUCGCUAAGGGCAAGGGCGUCGUGAUUGUCGGUGGUGGUGCCGGUGCCAUCAACUGCGUCGAAGAGCUGCGAAAGAGCGGCUACCAGGGAAGCAUCACCAUUGUCUCGAACGAGCAAGCCAUUAUCGACCGCACCAAGCUCAGCAAGGCGCUGAUCGCCGAUGCCGACAAGGUUACCUGGCGGAGCAAGUCGCACCUCAACAACGUUCUCGGUGUCGAGCUGCAUAACACCAGUGUAACCAAGGUGAAUGCGAACGCCAAGUCGGUGACGCUGGAGAACGGAUCGACGAUCGAGUACGAGAAGCUGGUUCUUGCUACCGGCGGUACACCCAAGCGCAUCCCCAUCCCCGGCUCUGACUUCAAGAAUGUGCUUGUUCUGCGACAGAUCAGCGACACCAAGGCGAUCAACCAAGCCGUCGGCAAUGAGAAGGGAGACGAGAGCAAAAAGAACAAGAACGUCGUUGUCAUCGGAUCAAGCUUCAUCGGCAUGGAGGCUGCCAUUGCCCUCAUCAAGCGCGCCAACGUGUCGGUGGUAGGCAUGGAAAAGGUGCCCUUCGAGCGAGUGCUCGGUCAGGAGGUGGGCCAGGGUCUGAUGCAGGCGCAGGUCAAGAACGGACUCAAGUUCUACAUGGAGGCUGGCGUCGAGAAGAUCGAGGGUGACAAGUCGACCGGACCCACUGCUGUGGUCAUCAAGAACAACCAAGGCAAACAAGAAUCGAUCGCGGCUGACGUUGUCAUCCUUGGAGUUGGUGUUUCUCCCGCUACCAACUUCCUCAAGGCAUCUGGAUUCAAGCUGGAAAAGGACGGAGGCAUUGCGGUGGACUCGAAGCUGCGCGUUCAGGGCUACCAGGACAUUUUCGCGAUCGGCGACAUUGCCGCUGCACCUACGCGUGCUUCGGAGCACGCCAGAAUCGAGCACUGGAACGUUGCCUCGAACCACGGUCGCGCUGUCGCCAAGACGCUUGCCGGUACCGAGACAGAGUACGACAAGGUGGCGAUUUUCUGGUCUGCGCUCGGCUCGCAGCUGCGAUACUGCGGUAGUGGUGGACCUCAAUUCGACAACGUCUACGUUGACGGCAAGCCGGAGGAGCUCAAGUUUGCUGCUUACUAUGCAAAGGGAGACGAGGUGGUAGCGGUAGCAACAAUGGGGGUCGAUCCGCUGAUGGUGCAGUGCAGCGAGCUGAUUCGCAUUCGUGCCAUGCCCAAGCUGUCUGAGAUCAAGAAUGGCAAGAACCCUCUUGAUGUGGAGCUUUCGACGCCUUCAGCCAAGAUCUAA